CUUUCACAGUUUCCCCACACCUUAUCCUAACUCUUCUUUUGGUAACAUGUAUAUGCUGUUCCAUGGAUCCCUUUCUUUUCUCCUCCACCCAGAGUUUCUCAGCCAACAAACACAAACCAUAAACCUUCUUUGUCCAAACUCCCAUUUUUCUUGUUCACGUUCCGCUGUGAAUAUUAACAAGUAAAAGGGAUUCCAACACAGAUAAACCUCUACAACCACCAUUUAUGGCUUGCUCAGCAACAAGGCCUACCUUUUCUUUCCAUCUCUCAACCUCUUUUUCCCAACCUUCACUUCCAAAAUCCAAAACCCUUUUCUCUAACCCAUCUCUCAUCUCCAAAUUCCCAACCAUUUCGCUCCACAAAUCCUCGAAGCACCUCAAAUUCGUUUCAAACUCCAUCGAUGUCUCUAAAGAAGACAAACCCACUGCAGAGAACCAACCCAGUUCACAAGAAUCACAACCACCACCACCUUCCUCUCCCUCUCCUCCACCCCCAGAAGAAGGAGAAGUGAAGUUCGAUAAUCGCCGGCUUGAAGAGAAAUUUGCGGUAUUGAAUACCGGAAUAUAUGAAUGCAGGUCUUGUGGGUAUAAAUACGAUGAGGCGGUGGGUGACCCAGCUUAUCCUAUACCGCCGGGAUUGCAAUUUGAUAAGUUGCCGGAGGAUUGGAGGUGUCCAACAUGUGGGGCUGCGAAGAGUUUCUUUGAGAGUAAGAGUGUGGAAAUUGCUGGGUUUGCACAGAACCAGCAAUUUGGAUUAGGUGGGAAUACGCUCACUUCUGGACAGAAAGCUGUGCUUAUAUAUGGGUCUUUGUUCUUUUUCUUUGUGCUUUUCUUGUCUGGAUAUUUCUUGCAAUAGUUGUUGAAAUGAGGUAAGGAGAUUUGUGUAUGUGAAAUAUAAAAUUCUGGUUGAUUAAGUAAUUAUGAGAUAUACAGUUAAAAUAAAAUAUAAAAAAAAAGGUUCUGUUUUUUGAGA
This is a messenger RNA of Ziziphus jujuba (common jujube), 971 nucleotides long. RefSeq lists its product as uncharacterized. Gene Ontology annotation, biological process: alkane catabolic process. Gene Ontology annotation, molecular function: electron transfer activity; iron ion binding. The transcript has a single exon. Gene Ontology annotation, cellular component: chloroplast. NCBI's taxonomy places the organism in Eukaryota, Viridiplantae, Streptophyta, Magnoliopsida, Rosales, Rhamnaceae. The coding region runs from base 225 to 854 and encodes 209 amino acids. The record is from RefSeq and is a predicted model, not a curated record.